AUGACAUCUCGGAGAGCUGGGCCCGAGGGACAGAGAGAUCCCCGAAGUCCCAAUCGAAGCAGCGGCGGCUCGGAGGACAACGGCUUCGGGCGGCGACCCCGAGUUUCCGGCCUCCAGGAGCACGCGGCCGUCAACCUGGACCAACGAGCCCGAUUCACCGGCAGUUUGCAGAAUCUCGCUCGGGCUCCGUCACUCGUACCACCGCCCGUCCCACCACGUACGCCCCAGGUGAGGCAGCCCCGUCAACGCGGCUGUGCUCGGCCUCUUCCGCCCCUGCCUCCGACGGUCCAGCCCUCGACGUCUCAGCCACAACCGCAGUCGCAGCCGCAUCCGCAGCCGCAGCCGCAGCCGCAGUCGCAGUCACAGGCGCAGUUGCCGCCGCAACCGCCGCCACCCCCACGGCAGCCGACGCCACCGCCACUGCCCCCCGAACGCUCGUGUGCCCAGGUCCAGGAUGGCCAAACUGCCGCAUCCGAGGCUCCGAGUCCGGAGGAGCCUAACCAAAAUGAGGAGGAGGAGACGGCGGAGAAGACCGAGCUCACGCCCAUCCUCUUCGCCAGGUGCAAUCCUAGCGCCGGCUCUUCGAGACAUCCUCGCGACGAGGAUGAGACCGCCGCCGAGGAAGCAGCCGUCCAAGGGACGAGACUUAGGCCACCCCUGGCAGGCACAGUCGCCCUCUCCGCUGACUCGGGCACCGGCGACACCGCCGACAGCCUCGAGGCACAAAUCGACGGAUCGCAGCAUCGGGAGACGCCUGCCAAUACCGAGGCCAAGGGCGAGGCCGACGAGGUCGCCGAUGACGAGAAGCUGAACGAGCUCGAGAAAUUGCGAGACCUGGACCAAAGACUGCCUGCUGGAGAGACGCCGACUCUAGAAUCCAAGUUCUCGAGCGCCAAGGGAAACAAGCAGCAGGUCAAGCCCUUCACCAAGGCGAGCCUCGAUAGACUCGAGAGCAGACACGUGCAACUCGUACGGGACUAUGGCUUCCAGCCUAAGAGGAAGACCUCCGUCGAAGAUGGCGGUGUGCUGCCCAACAAGUUCGAGCCUUUUCCCUCGAAUCUUUACGGCCGGCCCCUCGAAGAAAUAGACAAUUUCAUUUACGACGAGGUCAGUGUUCAUUAUUAUUACAUGCCUCACUUCCGCAUUCUUCUCUUGGUCCGACUGAAUUAA
Messenger RNA from Ceratosolen solmsi marchali, 1170 nucleotides. Its product is annotated as formin-like protein 3. The record is from RefSeq and is a predicted model, not a curated record. The transcript has a single exon. NCBI's taxonomy places the organism in Eukaryota, Metazoa, Arthropoda, Insecta, Hymenoptera, Agaonidae. Bases 1 to 1170 code for a protein of 389 amino acids.